This is a messenger RNA of Lichtheimia ornata, 2019 nucleotides long. RefSeq lists its product as uncharacterized. The record is from RefSeq and is a predicted model, not a curated record. The coding region runs from base 1 to 2019 and encodes 672 amino acids. NCBI's taxonomy places the organism in Eukaryota, Fungi, Mucoromycota, Mucoromycetes, Mucorales, Lichtheimiaceae. The transcript has a single exon.
AUGCUUUUUCCUCCUCGACAACUUCCAUUCGAGAUCCUUGCGAUUGUAGCCGACUUUUCUGAUCCUCAUCAACACUUUGAAGCGAUCUAUGUCAAUCGUACCUGGAAUCGAGCAUUUGGACGACUCUGCUUUCGCAAUGUGACAAUCACGACUCGAUGGCAAGCACGGCAGUUUUUCGAUUGCUUGGCCACGUCGAGUUUGCAUGGACGACCCAUUGGCCAGUUUAUGAAGAGUCUACGGUUUGCCAAUGACAUUGGUAUUGCUCCACGGCAUCUUGGGCUGUCAGCUUGUGAAUUGGAUAUGUUACCACGCUAUGCAACCAACCUUGAGAGACUCGACUUUAAGCAUACGGCAUGGCGUCGACUUGCUGUACCUCGCUCAUGGCGAUUAUUCAGAAAGCUGCAAAAGGUCCCUGAGACAACAACAUGGUAUCGAACGCUCUCGUUGGUAUGUACGGUGGGUCAUAGUUUACGGCAUCUCAAGUUGGGUGAUUCUAUCCUUCAACAAGCAGGUGAAAAGUGGAUGGCAUUACUUGCAUUUACACCCAUGCUCGACACACUUGAAUUGUACAGCGUAUUCCAACCCGUGGAUGAUGUUGAUGGCGAAGAUGAUGAGAAUGAACCACCUACAACUUAUCUCACCUAUUCACAAUUACGAAGCGUGCUUGGAUUACUUCCUCGGCUAAGGCAUUUGGAACUACACAACUUGGCAUUACUCAUGUCAGAUCAAGAACGUCAACUUGCUUCGGAUCGUGAUGGACCGUAUCCUCGAUUACAACACUUGAUCGUUCAGAGUCAGCUUGACACGUGCUACUGGUUGGUGUAUUUCACUACACGAUUCCCAAACAUCGAUCGUUUACAUUUCGAGUUGACAUGGCGUGAAACAGCAGCCGUAUCCAAUGCCUCGGACGCUGACAUUGCAUCAGCCGAACAAUCCAUUUUGACAUUUGCAUCAGGACGACCUCUACAAGAAUUGAUAUUGAUUGAUAUGACUUUGUGGUGCCGAUUUCCAUCCUAUCAUGAAUUAUUAGAUGCUAUGCGUGCAGCAGAGAGUCGACCUCGCAAACUCAGCUAUCUUCGAUUGAACUUGGAUGAUGAUGACAAUGAUGACAACAUUACCGCUGUGGAUGAAGAUUAUUUUUAUGCCAUGCUACAUACGUUACACCCCAACACUACUGAAUUGCAAGCAUUUGCAUGGGAAGGGCUUGAGGAUAUCCAUCAUUCGAUUCUCAUUCCAUUACACAAUGACUUUUCAUGCCUCACCACCCUUCAUCUCAAGUGCAUGGGACUCUUAAAUGGUGAUUGCCCUCUGGAUUUAGUGCUUGAAUGUUGUCCAAACCUUAAACGGCUGACCUUGACCAACGCACGUACCACCCUUCGUUGCCAUGGGAACAGCAGCAAAUUUUAUCCGCUUCAACAACUACGACUUUGUGAGAUGGGAUUCAGUACGGAUGUGAUGAAUUAUGUUGGAGAAUACUGCCGAGGCCUACGCGAGUUGCAUAUACAAAUGUGUAACAAGAUGUACAAGGAAAGCGAGGGUGGCCGUGUCAUGAUCGACAUGCCGCACCAAACCUUUGACAAGAUCAUCAUUGAAGUUCUUGGUCUCGACCCUGGUUGGACAUCUCCCCAAGUCCAUUUAUACCCCAUGGCGUUUUUCUCACUUUCACGAUUGGACUGGAAUCAACAAUGGAUGAAGAGGAAGAGGAUGCAUGAUGUGGUGGAGGAUCCCAUGAUUUCUGAUUUGACACGAUGGUAUCACUUGUACGACAUUUACAGCAUGUUUUCAGUCUCUGGUAUUGACACACGACGUGCUCAACGACUCUCGAGUGAGAAUGGAAAGGAAAUUGCAAGCUACGCCAUGACACAAAAGGAUUGGAAAUGUAUCGGUGAUCACAAUCAUGUGCGAUGGGUCUUUAAAAAGAAAAAGAAUUGGCGCAGAGACCUGUAUCUAGGAUAUACCAACAUUCGAUGUCGAUCAAUCAAGUUACUUCAUAUAGAUGGUGUAGACAUCCGAUUUUAG